CUCAUCACAGAACCCUUCAGCCAUUACCACCACCGUUUCUUUCGAAAUCCUCUGUCUCUGCGUGCGUGGCACACAAGCGCACGGCUAUUACCAGAGAGCCAGCUCCGCCCUGCUUGGUUCCAUUCCAAGAAGCAAUUAAGGGGGCAGGAAACAAAGACUCAGGCUGCAAUGGGGGAGGACAUGGACGCGGCCGGCGCGGGCUGGCUGUCGUGGCGAGCGGCGGCGGUCGCCGUUCUCGCUUGGCUGGCGCUGCACGUGGCGGCGCGCGUGGCGGACGCGCUGUGGUGGCGGCCCCGGCGCCUGGAGGCGCACUUCGCGGCGCAGGGCGUGCGCGGGCCGCCGUACCGGUUCCUGCUGGGGUCCGUGAAGGAGAUGGUGGGGCUCAUGGCGGAGGCCUCGUCCAAGCCCAUGUCGCCGCCAACCUCCCACAACGCGCUGCCCCGCGUGCUCGCCUUCUACCACUACUGGCGGAAGAUCUACGGACCGAACUUCUUGAUCUGGUUCGGGCCGACGCCGCGCCUGACGGUGGCGGAGCCGGAGCUGGUGCGCGAGAUCUUCCUGACGCGCGCGGAGGCGUUCGACCGCUACGAGGCGCACCCGGUGGUGCGCCAGCUCGAGGGCGACGGCCUCGUCAGCCUCCACGGCGACAAGUGGGCGCUCCACCGCCGCGUCCUCGCCGACGCCUUCUACCCGGACAACCUCAAACGGCUGGUGCCCCACGUCGGCCGGUCGGUGGCGGCUCUGGCGGAGAAGUGGCGCGCCAUGGCGUCCGCCUCCUCGAGCGGCGAGGUGGAGGUGGACGUCGCGGAGUGGUUCCAGGCGGUCACGGAGGAGGCCAUCACGCGCGCCACCUUCGGCCGCAGCUACGACGACGGCCGCGUCGUGUUCGCCAUGCAGGGCCGCCUGAUGGCCUACGCCUCCGAGGCCUUCCGCAAGGUCCUGGUCCCCGGCUACCGGUUCUUGCCCACCAAGAAGAACUGGCAGUCGUGGAAGCUGGACAGGGAGAUACGGCGGAGCCUGACCCGUCUCAUCGCCCGGCGCAGCGACGAGGCCGAGGCCGAGGAGGAGGAGAUGGGCAGCCACUCCGGCGGGUUCCGCGACCUUCUCGGCGCCAUGAUCAAUGCCGGCGAGAGGAAGACGCCGCCGGCGGGGGCGAUCCCGGUGGCGGACAUGCUGGAGGAAUGCAAGACGUUCUUCUUCGCCGGGAAGCAGACGACGACGAACCUCCUGGCCUGGGCCACCGUGCUCCUGGCCAUGCACCCGGAGUGGCAGGAACGCGCACGCCGCGAGGUCCUCGACGUCUUGGGCCCCGACGAGCUCCCCUCCAAGGAGCACCUUCCAAGGCUCAAGACGGUGGGCAUGAUCAUAAACGAGACCCUGCGGCUGUACCCGCCGGCGGUGGCCACCAUCCGGCGCGCCAAGACGGACGUGCAGCUCUCCAACGGGUGCCUGAUCCCGCGCGACACGGAGCUGCUGAUCCCGAUCAUGGCGAUCCACCACGACGCCAGGCUCUGGGGCGCCGACGCGGCGCAGUUCAACCCCGCGCGGUUCGCCGGCGGCGCGGCGAGGGCGGCGAAGCACCCGCUGGCGUUCAUCCCGUUCGGGCUUGGCGCCCGGGCGUGCAUCGGCCAGAACCUGGCGCGCCUGGAGGCCCAGCUCACCGUGGCGGUCCUGCUUCAGCGGUUCGAGAUCAGGGCGUCCCCGAACUACGUCCACGCGCCCACGGUCCUGAUGCUCCUCUACCCGCAGUACGGCGCGCCGGUGAUCUUCCGGCCACGACGUCCCGCGCGCCCGGCAGCCGCAUCAUAGCCCAGAUUCUUCGCCUGUCCGGCUGUCCCACAUUCUUUUUGUCGAAAUUGACGGGAAUGCCGCGGGUCUGUCACCUGCCUCCUGGUUCUGGUGGACCUGUCCAGAAUGACCGAAACACCCCUCCCGCGACCCUUUGUCCCUGUGUAUAUUAGCGAGUGAUACUAGAAGCCAAGGAGCACUAACUUUUUGUCCUAGCCUGCUGCCUGCGCUGCGCCUUGGGGCCUACCCAGGUUGCCCGGAAAUGCCCUCGUUAACAAGACCAGAUCAGGCCCAGCCCUUUUUAAAGAUUUGAUUUGAUGACACGCAAGGAGAGGCCGGAGGACCGGACCCACACCUCACCUGUGUUUGUUCCCUGCCCCGUGGCGUCUGGUGCAGUGGUGUAUGUGUUUGUACAUAGGCUUGUUGUUCCAUGUUCUACGUUAUUAAUAGAGACAAAAAAUGCAAAGGAAAAAAAGAGAGAGAGAUUGAGAUGGCGAAUUAAUGAAGCAGCGUGUGUGAUAUGCUUACCUUCGAUUCA
Messenger RNA from Zea mays, 2326 nucleotides. Its product is annotated as cytochrome P450 734A2. The transcript is spliced from 5 exons. Gene Ontology annotation, biological process: brassinosteroid homeostasis; brassinosteroid metabolic process. The coding region runs from base 169 to 1809 and encodes 546 amino acids. The record is from RefSeq and is a predicted model, not a curated record. NCBI's taxonomy places the organism in Eukaryota, Viridiplantae, Streptophyta, Magnoliopsida, Poales, Poaceae. Gene Ontology annotation, molecular function: iron ion binding; oxidoreductase activity, acting on paired donors, with incorporation or reduction of molecular oxygen; monooxygenase activity.